AUGGAUUGCUUUCAUCCAUGUCCAGCCACUUCAACGGUUGCAAUGAUUGCUUUUCCGGUACUACUUUUUCUUUUCUCUCUUCUAUGGAUAUCAAAAACUGCCUCAAGAAAAACAAGCAAAAUGAAAACGGCACCUGAGGCUGGUAGCGCAUGGCCCGUAAUUGGCCAUCUUCGCCUCCUAAGAGGGCCACAACCAGUUCACAUAAGCUUGGCCAACAUGGCUGAAAAAUAUGGAACAAUCUUCACCAUCAAGUUGGGUGUGCAUAGAGCUUUGUUGGUGAGCAAUUGGGAGAUUGCUAAAGAAUGUCUCACCAUAAACGAUAAAGCAUUGGCCAAUCGUCCAAAGCUUGUUGGCUUGGAACUUUUGGGCUACAACAAUGCCAUGAUCGGCACUGCGCCAUAUGGACCUUACUGUUGUCAAGUGCGCAAGUUUGUCACUGCUGAGCUCCUCUCAAACCACCGGAUCGAAAUGCUUAAACACGUGAUGGAAUCCGAGGUAAAGACAUCUCUGGAGCAGCUAUAUCAGCUGUGGAACAAGAAGAGAAGCAACUCUGAUAAAGUAUUGUUGGAUAUGAAGAGAUGUUUCAAAGAAGUGACUCUUAACGUGAUUCUGAGUAUUAUUGUAGGAAAGCAAAUUCCGAAUUCCAGUGAAGGCGGUGAAACCGUGAAAUGGACCAAGUUAUUGGAUGACUUCUUUGAACAAAGUGGGAAGUUCGUGGUAUCAGAUGCGGUGCCGUUUCUGAGAUGGUUUGACAUAGGAGGAGAGGAGAAGCUCGUAAAGAAGACAGCAAAAGAAUUAGAGCAAGUUAUCGAGGGAAGGCUACGAGAGCACAAGCGCAAGAGAGCUGCAAACGAGGCCAAGAGUGAGGAAGAUUUCAUGGGAGUGAUGCUGUCUAUUCUCCGUGAUGUAGAGGAGCACGAUGCUGAUACAAUCAACAAAGCCACCAGUCUGAGUCUCAUCUUAGCGGCGGAAGAUACCACAUCAACCACAAUGACAUGGGCUUUAUCUUUGUUACUCAACAACCGUGAGGAAUUGAAGAAGGUCCAACAAGAACUAGACAUCCAGGUUGGCAUGGAUAGACUGCUGGUAACAGAAUCAGACACCAAAAACUUAGUGUACCUUCAAUCCAUCGUUAAGGAAACGUUGCGCCUAUACCCUGCUGCUCCACUCUCCGUGAUCCAUGAAGCCAUUGAAGACUGCACAGUAUUUUUCGUAUUUGGUAAAGAAGCUAUUUUUCAUCAACCCAGAGGUGCAUUUUGGCAAAGAAACCAUCUUUCAUUAGCUUGA
Durio zibethinus is the source of this 1287-nucleotide messenger RNA. Its product is annotated as strychnine-10-hydroxylase-like. Gene Ontology annotation, molecular function: oxidoreductase activity, acting on paired donors, with incorporation or reduction of molecular oxygen; heme binding; iron ion binding. NCBI's taxonomy places the organism in Eukaryota, Viridiplantae, Streptophyta, Magnoliopsida, Malvales, Malvaceae. The record is from RefSeq and is a predicted model, not a curated record.